GUACGCGCGCUUCAGUCGCCCAUUCGCCGCCGCUUGCGCAGUCCGCGUCGCGCGGCAAGAGUUUUCCAACUACGGAAAAAUUGUGUCGCGAGUGUUGGACACAACGCACGAUCGUCCUUCACCUUACCUGUGCUAGACUGUGUCACUCUGACUCUGUGUUAAUAUGGAUAGUGUGUAUGGCUUUUAAGUGUAAACGUAGUGAUUUUCUUUACGGCAGCGCCCCUGGUCCACCCUUCUGCUGCUAACUUCCUUAACACGUAAGUCCCGGAACUCUCUACGUACAAGCACCUGAUUCCUACAGUUUCACUAUGGAGGCGACACGCCAAGUGUCGGCCCACUGGCUGUCCGCAAUAGUUCUUAUAUGUUCAUUCUUCUCAACUCAUUCGCUCAAUACUAAGAUUCACGAGCACAUGACAACAGAGGAGCUCAGGAACGUCUUCCACGUAGACCACCACAGUCACGUACCACAGUACCACUUGGUACACCUAACCCACCAUCUCUCUAGGCGGAACAUUCCCACAUCGCACUCAUCGAAUUCACAUUCACUAAACUCCGGGAAAAUACCCCAUGAAAAGAUCUCAAAAUCUACCAAGUCUAAUAGUCAACCUUCGCUCCUCAACGAUGAGAUGUUCAUCAAAGCGAAGGAGCACAUAAAAGACGUUGAUAUAAUUGGAGAUUUAAAUAACACAGUGAGUGUGCAGUUUAAUGUGACAAAUUCUAGUGAAGUUAGUGAUAGUGUUAGUGAUGGUGUUAACGAGCAUCCAGUGGAAGGCCAAGAAGAAGAUGUGCAUAAAAUCGAGCUGGAGGCGUUUGGGAGACUACUGAAACUGGUGCUGAAGAAACAAGAUGGAUUGGUGAAAAAGGACGGAUUGAGGAUGUGGCGUGUACUGACCAAUGAUUCGCAGCCGCAUGGAGUGGACUACGAGGAAAUGAAUGCGGAAGGCGAAGAAGACAUAGGAGAUAUCUACCAAGACGAUGAAAAUGGUGCCGCUCUUCUCAUUAGAAGGCAUCCGAAACAUGGCAAACUCGUGGUGGAGGGUUCAAUCGGUCACGAUUUAGUGAUACGUCCGAUCCCAGACACCAUGGCCGUCCAAGAUGAUGAGAUGUUCAUGGACCCGACCAGCAUGACUGACAUGGUAUCCAUAGACACUGGUCUUCCUAUUGUUAAAAGAAAAAAGGUCGAACAAGAGCAACUCCAGAAGGCGUUACAAGGUGCUGGACAUGUCAUUAUAAAAAGAGACCCGGCGCAAGGAGAUCACUCAAGUGAUUAUGCAUUCAUGGAACCAGACCAUCUUGGCAAGCGUUUCAGAAGGAAACGAUCGACAGAGUCGCUGAGCAGGCGGAAGAGAGAAGCACCAUACGUUAUAUACCCCGAAAUCCUUGUUAUUGUUGAUUAUGAUGGCUACAGGUUACAUGGCGGGGACAAUUUGCAAAUAAAGCGGUAUUUCGUGUCUUUCUGGAACGGCGUGGAUUUGAGAUACAAACUCCUUAAAGGACCAAGAAUAAGGAUAUCCAUAGCAGGCAUUAUCAUCUCUAGGGGUCGCGACGCCACACCGUAUCUUGAAAGGAACCGCGUCGGUCGUGAUGCUAUCGAUUCCGCUGCCGCUCUGACGGACAUGGGCAAGUACCUCUUUAGAGAGAGGAGACUACCUGUCUACGAUAUAGCUGUUGCAAUAACCAAACUAGACAUGUGCAGGAGACAAUACGCGAACGAUGCGUGCAAUAGAGGGACUGCAGGAUUCGCCUACGUUGGAGGCGCAUGCGUUGUGAAUAAACGACUUGAAAAAGUAAACUCUGUUGCUAUCAUCGAAGACACUGGCGGUUUCUCUGGCAUUAUUGUUGCUGCUCAUGAAGUUGGACAUUUGCUAGGAGCAGUUCAUGACGGAAGUCCACCACCCUCAUAUUUAGGAGGUCCAGGCGCUGAGAAGUGUAGAUGGGAAGAUGGAUUUAUCAUGUCUGAUCUCCGGCAUACGGAGAAAGGUUUCCGUUGGUCCCCUUGCAGUGUUCAGAGUUUCCAUCACUUCUUAAACGGUGACACUGCGACUUGCCUAUAUAAUUCUCCACACGAAGAUGACUCACUACCCCGGGUACUCCCCGGUCGCUUACUUACUUUAGAUGCGCAGUGUCGGAAGGACAGAGGAACUAGCGCAUGUUUCAAGGACGAGCGGGUUUGUGCCCAACUUUUCUGCUUCGAUGCGGCAAGCGGAUACUGCGUUGCUUACAGACCCGCCGCGGAAGGGUCUCCAUGUGGCGAUGGACAGUACUGUAUUAACGGUCGGUGUAUAACUGAACACGAGAACAUAAUACCGGACUACUCGCAACACACGCCGAGCUACAUACGACCCGAGACUAGUCCCUUCUACGGAAAUAUCACAAGUAACGAAGAAACAACUCAGCCAUACGUAGCUAGCACGUCAGAACCUGAACCUUACAAGCCUAAUUAUUAUCAAUAUUACCAAAAGAAAACAAGUCUUGAACCAUCAACAACAACUACGACAACUACGACGACAACAACAACUACAACAACUAGAACCACAAUGAAUCCCUACAAAUAUUAUUACUAUACAACAAGACGACCAACAGAAAACACAGAAAAAUCAACAGAAGCGACACAACCAUCCAGCACACAACCACCAAUUAACAAUUACUCGAUAACAACAACUAAAAAUCCAUACGAUUUUAAAGAUUUUACAACAAAGACAACAAAGCCGGAAGUGACCGAACCAAAACGGGGUUUCUUUAAAAAAGAAGAAUUAGACAGUUACUUCGGGCGGGGCACGACGAAAGGUCCAUUCUCAGACAAGGGAAUAAAAUCUCUAUUUAAAAUAGGAACAUAUUACUCACAAGCAAAAUCAUCAGACAAUUCUAUAAGACCAGAUGCGAAUUCUCAGCAAGUUCAAAUAGAGCCAGCGAGGUUAGUCUUCUCUUACCAAAGGAAUCUGACGUCAGGGGAGCUUGUUAGGACAUAGAAAUGCCAAAUUAAUUAUUGUAGCCGCCAUUAGCAAAUCGAGCGGGAAAAACAAUGAAGACUGCUUGCUGGACUAGAGACUGGUACCGAGGUAUCGACUAAGGCCUGGAUUGUUAACAAACCAGGCAGUUCGUCUCCAGCCUUUAAAUACAUUUCAGAUUGUGAAACGUGCGCACAUACCUUAUAAAAAUAUUACUUCCACAAUAAAGACUACAAUCUAUAUAGCUCAAAGCUAGAAAAGUUUUAUGUAAAUACUCGAUUUAUUUACAAAAUAUACUGAAUUAUAAUUUAAUUAUUUAAUAUUAAUUAACUUAAUUUUUUUAUCUUCGAAAUUUGUUUUAUUACUUUGGUAAUAUUAAAUUAUACAAGAGGUAAUAUACAGCGGGUAAUAAUGGAUGUGACGCACGUGCUUGUGUGUAUAAGAAUGUGUCUGAAGACAAUAUUAAGUGUCAGACAUGUGAGUGAUAUUACAAUGUGAUUGUGUUACAAUAAAUGAACUCUAAGUACACUAGAUAUAAUGUAUUAUGUAUAUUACGAACAAAACUGAUUCGAUAAGAGAUUUUAUAUCUCUACGAAGUUUUGUGUUUAAUGUAGAUUUUUGUCUUAGUCUAUGUUUUUAUAAGUGGUUGUAAAAAUAGCGUCGUUUUAAGAUUACAGAAUGAAACUGCCACAAAGUGCCUUUUUAAUAAUUAAUUAAGCCGAUAAUAAACAUAAUUCACGUAUACACCCAAUAUUUUUCUCUUAUUAUGCACUAAUAUCGAAACUAUUGUGGAUUUUUAAAAUGUCUUCUUUACUUUUGUUUUUUUUUUUUAAUACAGCGACUGGUUCGCAUUCUUCUAAAUAUUUAAGUUUAUCUUUUUAAGUUACUCUUUCUUACACCUUGUUAUUAAUAUAAGUCUGUUUUUAAUAUCGAAAUUUAUUUAUGUGACAUAGCUCUAUAAUUUUAAAGUUACCAUAGAUUAAAAAAUUGUAAUUAGUAUUUGGCAGUUUAGUUUUUAAUAGGAAUAAACCGUUUACUUCCAAUUUUGACGUCACUUGCCUUUUAAUAACUAUUUAUUAUAUAAUGUCAAUUAUUUAUGUAUAAACAAAUUCGUUUUGUCCUAAAUUUCUAAACUUUAAGAAAAAAAUAUACACGAAGAAAUAAAAA
Molecule: messenger RNA, 4115 nt
Organism: Vanessa tameamea
Lineage: Eukaryota; Metazoa; Arthropoda; Insecta; Lepidoptera; Nymphalidae
Gene: Adamts-like
Product: A disintegrin and metalloproteinase with thrombospondin motifs like
Exons: 18
Coding region: 309-2969 (886 amino acids)
Biological process (GO): proteolysis
Molecular function (GO): metalloendopeptidase activity
Source: RefSeq, a predicted model, not a curated record